This is a messenger RNA of Trichoplax adhaerens, 1212 nucleotides long. RefSeq lists its product as uncharacterized. Lineage: Eukaryota; Metazoa; Placozoa; Uniplacotomia; Trichoplacea; Trichoplacidae. The transcript has 12 exons. The coding region runs from base 1 to 1212 and encodes 403 amino acids. Gene Ontology annotation, molecular function: protein binding. The record is from RefSeq and is a predicted model, not a curated record.
AUGGCGACAAAUUUAGAUCUUGCCGGCAUCCACACUCAAGAUUUUGUUCAAACAUCCGUUAACCCAGAUGGAUUAAAGAACGAUUACUUGAAAAUCUGUAAAGAAGCAAAUAUGCGGCCAACAAAAUUUAUCGAAAUGUCCAUGAGAACUGCUAACGAAGAGUAUACACUGAAUCCUACAAACUUACUUCAUCUAACUAUGAAAGGCAAUAAUCCUCUAAUACAGCAGCAACGCUUAGAUGAUGAUGAUGCCAACAUGAUCUGCAGGACAAUGAAGGUGAAUUUUCAUGUUGCAACCUUAAAUUUGGCUUAUAAUAACAUAUCUGACGAGGGUGCAAAGUGUAUUGGAAAACUACUGGAAAAUCAUCCUCUACGACUUUUAAAUCUUUCAUAUUGCGAUAUCGGCCCAGCUGGUGGAGAAUACAUUGCUAAAGGAAUUCAGAUGACCGAAACACUUACAGUUCUUGAUCUCAGUGGAAACAAGCUGAAAAGUAAAGGAGUUCUAGCUAUUGCAGGAGCUUUACAGGUCAAUUUAUCAGUAAAAGAAUUAUAUUUGGCCAAUACAGAUAUGAAAACUGAAUGUGUCGUAGCUAUAGCGACUGUUCUACGACAAAACAAUAUUGUACAGAUCCUUAAUAUCGAUAGGCCAUUGCUAUUCAGCCAACAAGAAGAGACUACAGUCCACAUUGCUAACAUGUUGAAGGUAAAUAGCUCGCUGCGGAAAUUACAUCUAUCAAAGCAUGAUAUUCGUGAUUUUGGCGCUGAAAGACUCGUAGAAGCAUUAAUUUAUAAUACUGCUUUAGAAGAAUUGGAUCUAAGCUGUAAUCGCAUUACUCGAGAUGGUGCCGGUCAUAUCUCCAAGUUGUUGCUACAAAAUACUCCAUUAAAGCACCUUAAUUUGGAUUUUAAUAGAAUAGAAAGUGAUGGAGCAAUUCACCUUAGUAGAGUUUUAUCAUUUAAUACACAUUUACAAAGCUUACAUAUAGCAAGCAAUUGUAUUAGUGGAUCCGGAUUGUGUGCUAUUGCUGAUUCAUUAUCCAAAAAUCAAACACUUAUGGGCCUCUAUGUUUGGGGAAAUAAUUUAGAAAAUUCUGCCUGUGUUGCUUUCCAGGAGUUAAUGGAAGAUGACCCACCCAGGUUAAAGGAAGAGUUUACCGACGUUAAGCCUUACGUGGUUGACGGAAUAGUAUAUCUAGCUGAAUUGAAUCAUUAA